AUGAGUGAAUUAAACGUUUUUUUGCGUAUUAAUAUUAUUGAAGCCAAAAAUUUGGCUGCAAAGGAUAGAAAUGGAUUUUCCGACCCUUUCGUUGCUAUCAGCAUUAGUGACUCUACCUAUCAAACCCAUGUUGUUAAUAAAAAUUUAAAUCCAAAAUGGGACGCAAUUUUUGAUCAUAAAAUUGAUCUAACUAAACCGCCUAAUGAAAUUCACCUGACAUGUUGGGAUAAAGAUACGUUUGGUAAAGAUUAUUUAGGUGAAAUUUAUAUCUCAUUGGAUAAAUUAUGGGAAAGUAAUGGUCAUAUUGCCUAUGAUGAUGAACUUAAUUUGCCACAAUGGCAUUUAUUAACUACUAACCGCAAAAAUGAGGAUGUUUCUGGUCAAGUUUUGGUUAAAGUUGGUCUUAGAGAUAAAGACAAUAAAUCCUUAGACGCACGAGAAUGGAAUUCUAUCUGGCGAAAGAUGAACAGUUUAAGUAUCAAUGAGGUACAAAGCUCUUCUACCGAGGGUACUUCGUCUGUAUCAUCAACAAAAUCUACUAUAAGACAUGAAAGAAGUCAAAGUUUAUCCAGUUUAUCAGAUAUAGUUGGGGUAAUUUUCCUUGAAAUUGUAUGUGCUGUUGAUUUACCACCAGAAAGGAAUGUUACUGGAUUAGGUUUUGAUAUGGAUCCAUUUGUUGUUGUCUCUUUUGCUAAGAAUACAUUUCGAACCAAAGUUAUUAAUCAUAGUUUGAAUCCUCAAUGGAAUGAAAAACUUCAUUUUCCUAUUAAAAAACAAGAAAUUAAUUUUCAGAUCAAAUUCUCUGUUUAUGAUUGGGACAAAUUUAGUCAAAAUGAUCAUAUUGCAUCUCUGCUUUAUGACGUUAAACCCUUAAUUGAUCGUGGGAUAGAUGUCAUGAAUAAGUCUCAAGACUAUGAAAAUAUGAAUGAGGGAUUGUUAGAAGAAGUUCUUCCUCUUAAAGUUCACAGUAAAUUGGCAAGCAAACAUGACUCUAAGCUUGUUAUCAAGACUAAAUUUAUGCCUUAUGAUUAUCUUAGAAGACAAUUUUGGUAUGUGUUGUCCAAAUUUUAUGAUUCGGAUGGAAAUCGUUUAUUAAAUUACGUAGAGCUUGAAACUAUGUUACAAAGUUUGGGUUCAACUUUAUCACAAGAAACAAUUGACAGCUUUUUCACUCGUUUUGGCAAGGAACCUAAAAGACAUGCAUUGCAAUUUGAAGAAGUUAUUUCAUGUUUAGAACAAUAUUUGGGAGAUGCUUCAUUUUCUCAUCAUUCUGCAAAUCCAGAUGGUGAGGAAGCGGACAAUGAACAUUUAAUUUAUCUCCAAAGUUGUCCAAUUUGUAACAGACCAAAUCUCGAUCAGUUGUCUGAAACUAAUAUAAUCACCCAUGUCGCAAUGUGUGCAAGUUCUGAUUGGGGUAAUAUUGAUAAAUUUGUUACUGGUGAUUUUGUCACUGAAUCUCAAGCACAAAGAAAAUGGGUUUCCAAAAUUAUCACUAAAGUUGGAUUUGGUGGUUAUAAAAUCGGUGGUAAUAAUGCCAAUAUUAUUGUUCAAGAUCGUAAGUCAGGGCAACUUGUUGAAGAGAAAAUGGCCGCCUAUGUCCGUUUGGGAAUUCGUUUACUGUAUAGAGGUGGCUUAAGCAAAAUGGAUUCUACAAGUGCAAAAAAACUCUUGGAAUCCAUGUCUAUUAAACAGGGCAAAAAGUUUAAUCAUCCUUCCUCAGUAGCGGAUAUUAAACCAUUUGUUAAGUUCCACAAUCUUGAUUUAGACGAGGUUGCAGAUUCAUUAGAUUCAUUUAAGAAUUUUAAUGAAUUCUUUUACCGAAAAUUAAAACCUGAAGCAAGACCAUGCGAUUCGCCACAAGAUCCUUAUGUUUUAGUUAGUCCAGCAGAUUGUCGUAUGAUGGCUUUCCCAACUAUAACAAAUGCGACUGAAUUAUGGAUUAAGGGUCAAAGCUUUUCAAUUGCUAGAUUACUUGAUGAUGAUUUAGCUGCUAAGGAUUAUGAAGGUGGAAGUUUAGGUAUCUUUAGAUUAGCUCCACAAGACUAUCAUCGAUUUCACUUUCCAGUAGAGGGUGAAUUGGGUCCAAUAAAGGAUAUUCCUGGAGCAUAUUUUACUGUUAAUCCAAUGGCUAUUCGUUCACAGCUUGAUGUAUAUGGUGAAAAUAAGCGAGCUAUAUGCUAUAUUAAUUCUCCCCAAUUUGGCAAAGUUGCUUAUAUUUCAAUUGGUGCUAUGAUGGUUGGAUCUAUUGUAUUCACGAGCACACCAAGUUCUUAUGUGAGAAGAACUGAUGAACAUGGAUACUUUGCCUUUGGUGGAAGCACUGUUAUACUUUUAUUCCAAAAGGGAAAGAUGAUUUGGGAUGAAGAUUUGUUAGCAAAUUCAGGAUCCUGUUUGGAAACUUUGGUUCGUAUGGGUAUGCAUGUUGGAAAGGCACUUCGAUAUUAA
Molecule: messenger RNA, 2445 nt
Organism: Rhizophagus irregularis DAOM 181602=DAOM 197198
Lineage: Eukaryota; Fungi; Glomeromycota; Glomeromycetes; Glomerales; Glomeraceae
Source: RefSeq, a predicted model, not a curated record